Molecule: messenger RNA, 1377 nt
Organism: Salvia miltiorrhiza (redroot sage)
Lineage: Eukaryota; Viridiplantae; Streptophyta; Magnoliopsida; Lamiales; Lamiaceae
Product: probable WRKY transcription factor 57
Exons: 3
Coding region: 327-1124 (265 amino acids)
Biological process (GO): regulation of DNA-templated transcription
Molecular function (GO): sequence-specific DNA binding; DNA-binding transcription factor activity
Source: RefSeq, a predicted model, not a curated record
UAACAUUAUAAUUUUUUUUAUAAAAUAUAUCAUUAAAAUACUAAUAAUAGCGAGGCACGUGAAAUUUUCACUCUUCGUUUUCACCAUACGAUUUGAAGGCAUUUCUUUUCUUCUUCUUCUUUUCCUUUUUUUUUUUUCUUUGUGCAUUGACACGACUAAGACAUAGAAAAAAGAUAAACCAACAAAAAUCAAAUGAUAAACAGCUGCACCCAAAAACCACUACGCGCAAUUCUCUUUCUCUCACUCCGAAACCCUAGCUUUCUCUCUCCUUCUCUCUCACUCCUCGAUCAUCUCAUCUCCGACUGAUACUCACAAUUACACGAGACAUGGAUGGCAAGGACACGGUGGAUUCCGAGCUGAGCUGGGGAUUCGGCGGCGGCGGUGAGAGCGAGAGCCGUAGUAGCUAUCUCUUCGGCGGUGAUUGUAAGGAUAUAAGCAGCAUACUCAGCGAGUUCGGCUGGAAUAUUCCGGCGGAUUCCUGCGGCGUGUUUGGAUGCGAGCGCGGUUUCAAGGAUUUCGAUCGGAUCGAUUCCGAUUUGGCGGGGGAUGCCGCUGACAGUCGCGCGGCGGCGGGUGCGUCGGCUCCUCCGCGUGACGAUGGUACGUGUAGGAGCGGCGGCGAGGCGAUGGCGGAGGAGAGCUCCAUGUCGGCUUCCGUUCUGGCGUCGAAUCCGUCGGUGUCGUCGAGCUCGUCGGAAGAUCUGUCGGCGGCGUCCGGUAGCUCGGCUGCCGCCGCUGCCCCCAAUCCGCCGCCCGACACAGCGAGCAAGGCUAAAAAGCAAGGACAAAAGCGAAUUCGAGAGCCACGUUUUGCAUUUGUAACUAAAAGUGAAAUAGAUCAUCUUGAAGAUGGUUACCGGUGGCGAAAAUAUGGCCAGAAAGCUGUUAAAAAUAGUCCUUUUCCGAGGAGCUAUUACCGGUGCACAAACACUAAAUGUAGGGUGAAAAAGAGAGUGGAGCGGUCGUGGGAGGAUCCUUCCGUUGUCAUCACGACAUACGAAGGCCAACAUUGUCAUUACUCCGCCGGAUUUCCCAGAGGCGGGGGCAUUCUGCCCCCGCCUCCGCCUCAGCCGCGUCAAGGCCUCCUCGGAGACAUCGUUCCGCCUGCAAUGCGGAAUGGGUAGUCUAGAAAGAGAGAUAGUGAGAGCAAUGUAACAGAAGAUGGAGUGCUCAUUCAUCAUCUAUUUCAUAUAUAUGUUUAUGCAUUUAUCUAUACUACUACUAUAUAGUAGUAAGAGUUAUUAGAUUAAUAGAUUUAAUGUGAUAUGUUAGUGAGUCGUGUUGGUAUAAUGAUAUAGUGAUAGCUAUUAGCUAGUACCGUUGAUAUUCAAUGAAUCAAAUAUAUAAUUAUAUAUAUACUCUGUAAAUUUUUGAUGA